Centropristis striata (black sea bass) is the source of this 2347-nucleotide messenger RNA. It is a transcript of the gene nfil3-6, whose product is annotated as nuclear factor, interleukin 3 regulated, member 6. Gene Ontology annotation, molecular function: DNA binding; DNA-binding transcription factor activity. NCBI's taxonomy places the organism in Eukaryota, Metazoa, Chordata, Actinopteri, Perciformes, Serranidae. The transcript is spliced from 2 exons. The record is from RefSeq and is a predicted model, not a curated record. Gene Ontology annotation, cellular component: nucleus. The coding region runs from base 232 to 1488 and encodes 418 amino acids. Gene Ontology annotation, biological process: regulation of DNA-templated transcription; circadian rhythm.
CAGGAUAGGGACCGUCCUGAACUGAACUCAGCGUUACAAAUAGGAGCUGCGCUAUUCCAAGUGGAGCAGAGUGGAGGUGCGCCACGCCGAUCAUAAUAUGAAGUAACAGCGCUGAGUGGAUCCGCAGCAGUAAAGCACAGAGGAGAGACAGAGACAAGCGGACACGGAGACGUUUAGAGAAGCGGAGGAACGAGAAAAGUGAUCCUUCUUCACAGGUGGCAGUGUUGCUGCAUGCAGAGAGCCUCAGAGUGCAACGAGCAGCCAGCACCACACAGCGGUUCUCAACACUGUCAGAGGAAAGACUCAACACUCCGGACCAGCGUCAUGUUUGAGGAGGAGUCCCAGCAGAUGAGGGGGCAGCAGGACGGAGCGGUGCUGCAGAGUCUGGAGUCAGCUACAGGGAGUCCAGGUGGAGCGGGAGGAGGAGGUCCUCUGUCCUUCACAGAUGAAGCAGUGUCCAUCCUGACCUCCAGCAGCCUGCUGGCCCGCUCCCUGCUGGGGCGCAGCUCGGCCGCCAAACGCAAAGAGAGUCCUUCUUCCAGCAUCCGGCGCAAGCGUGAGUUCAUCCCCGUGGACAAAAAGGAUGACGGCUACUGGGACAAGAGGAGGAAGAACAACGAGGCGGCCAAGCGCUCCAGGGAGAAGCGGCGGGUGAACGACAUGGUCCUGGAGAGCCGAGUUCUGGCUCUGCUGGAGGAGAACGCUCGUCUCAGGGCCGAGCUGUUGGCUCUCAAGUUCCGUUUUGGCCUGGUCAAAGACCCCUCCAACGCCCCUAUCCUGCCCCUCACCACAGCUCCUCACCACAGCCCUCCAACCAUGACUCCUCACUAUUAUCUCCACAGAGGGGACGGGGUCCUCCCCACCCCCUCAGCCUCACACCCCAACAACCAGACCAGCUCCAGGGCCUCCAGGGAGGCUGGGAACAUGUCCGAGGACUCUGGGUUCUCCACACCAGGUGGCUCCAGUGUAGGCAGUCCUAUCUUCUUUGAAGACCGGCUCAGCGACCAAGGGAAAUUAUCACCGCACAGGUCGGAGGAGCUGAGCUAUGACCUCCACCACUCCCCUGCUGGGAAGUUGGACGCUGCCGAGACAAUGAAAAACCUUCCGCACAAGCUGCGUUUCAAGACGCCCGGCAGCGGGGACAUGUUCGAUGUUGCGGGGGACCACAACGGUGCCAGGCGGAGCCCCGUGCUGUCCCCGGCAGCACAGGAGUCCCCUAAAGGACUGUGUGGAGGUGAAGUGGCGGCGGCGGGGCACUGCGGCGGCUCCUGGCUCCAGCAGCUGGAGGGGGAGGACGGCAGGAAGGGGAGACAGUCCCCUCAGUACGUCUCGGCUGUGGGAUACAGCCUCCCGCCUCCUGCCACGCAAACUGAGGUCCAGUAUCAGCACGAGAACACUCACCUGAAGUCUCAGCUCAACUCUCUGAGCGAGGAGGUGGCUCAGCUAAAGAAGCUUUUCACAGAGCAGCUCAUGGCCAAAGUCAACUGAGUGUCAACUGUCUACACUUAAGGACAAAGUUUUGCUGUAAGUGAACGGAGAAAUUCCACCGUGCAGAUGUUCACAAGGACUGAAAAAACUCUAAAUUCUAGCGAGCUUUUAACAAUGUGUUGUUUUUGUUUCAAAUACUGUAUUAUAUUGUAAUAAAUGUCUAUAAGCAUCUAAUAACCUGCUGUUUAACUUUAUCUCACCUCCAGUUUAUGUUGCUAAAACAGGGAGUCUUAUCUGUGGUAGUGUUGAGUGUGUAAUAGUUUCUCUACUCCAUACACUGUGAAAAACACACAACAUAACAGUUUACAACACGUCAUAACAAAUCAAGCUUACCUUAAACGUCUCACAUUAUGAAAAGAGACAACAGGUUUUGGUGGUUCUGCAGCCACAUUCAAUUCAAAUGGAAGUCAGCCAGCAGGUUGUUAUAACACAUCACAAUGGAGGAAGUGUUUGCAGUGUUCUAGUUAGAGAGGAAUGACUUCAAUCCGUAGUUUCCCUCACUGAGCAGGUCUUACUGGAAGCUGUAAACACAAGUAGAGACAGACAGUAAAUAAGUAAUAAAAGUAUUAGCUGCCAAAACCUCCAUUGGUCAUAGAGGCUUAAGGUUUGUUUUUCUCACAAAUCAUAUAUUAGGCUUGUUUCAUCACUUCUUCUGUGUCAUUACAAGGAGCUCCUGUUAGGAAAGAUACUGUAACAUGUACUGUUUUGCUGUUUAAUGUUUCAUUCAGUCUCUGUUCAUGCCUGGUUUGAAGACUUUUUAUUACUGCCGUGUUAUCUGUACCGAGAUGGUGACAAGAAUUUUAAUGUCUGCUGUCUUUCUGUACGUUUUCAUAUUAAAAAUAAAUACAUUUGACAGAUA